GCGGGAACUUAAAGGAGGGAGGACUGAGACUGAGCUGGAGUUUCACUAGACAUGUCUUACUACGAACACAUCAUCUUCGAGGACAACUCUUUCCUGGACAACUCCUCGGAGGCUGAGUCCGGUUCAGGGGAUCUGGGCGCCGACUUCGAUGUGCCCUGCGACCGCGCGCUCAGCCACGAGCUGCAGGCGCGCGUGCUGCCCGCCGUCUACGGCCUGAUCUUCGCGCUGGGCCUGGUGGGCAACGGCCUGGUGUUGCUGGUGAUGGGUUGCCAACGGGGCGCGCGCAGCAUGACGGACCGCUACCGGCUGCACUUGUCCGUGGCGGACCUGCUCUUCGUGCUCUCGCUGCCCUUCUGGGCGGUGGACGCGGCGCGCGGCUGGCUCUUCGGCGGCUUCAUGUGCGUGGCCGUGCACGCUGUGUACACGGUCAACCUGUACGGCAGCGUGCUGCUGCUGGCCUUCAUCAGCGUGGACCGCUACCUGGCCGUGGCGCGCGCCACCAGCAGCCGCAGCGCGCGCCGCCUGCUGGCCGAGCGCGUGGUCUACGUGGGAGCGUGGCUGCCCGCCGCGCUGCUCACGGCACCCGACCUGGCCUUCGCCACCGUUGAGGAGGACCCGAGCUUGGUGGACGGCACGCGCAUCGUUUGCGCGCGUGUCUACCCGGCCGAGUCGGCCGCCACCUGGACCAUCGCCUUCAGGAUGCAGCACGUGCUCGUGGGCUUCGCGCUGCCCGGCGCCGUGCUGUUGGCGUGCUACUGCGUGGUGGCGGCGCGCCUGGCGCGCGGCCCCGCCGGUGUGGGCGCGCAGAAGCGGCGCGCGCUGCGCACCACCGUGGCUCUCGUGGCGUGCUUCUUCGCCUGCUGGAUGCCCUACUGCGCCGCCAUCCUCGUGGACACUCUGGUGUCACUUGGCGUACUCGAGCACACGUGCGAGCGGCAGCGCGCGCUCGAGCGCUGGAUCUGCGCCACGGAGGCGCUCGCCUACUUCCACUGCUGCCUUAACCCCAUUCUGUACGCCUUCCUGGGGGCCACGUUCAAGAGGUCCGCGCGCAACGCGCUGUCAGGCGGACGGAGCUCCAGCAUCAAGAUCCUGCCCAAGAAGAAAGGGGGCGUGUCCACGUCCACAGAGUCCGAGUCGUCCAGCUUCCACUCCAGUUAACAAGGACACAAGCGAGGGACUUUCUAUGAACUGUAAAUGUAUAUAUACACAUAUAUAUUGGACUUGCAAUGGACGUGAUAUUUUCAUAUUCACAUAGAAAAAGACUCAAAGUUGCUAUGUUCCCAUGUACAGACCCCCCAUUGGAUUAAACGUCUGUUUUCCAUGAGCUUGCUGUAUUUAUACACACGCAAACUGCAGUUGUAAAUAUAUGUGUGAUGGACUUGCUGUGUGAGCUGGCAGGCUGAGCCUGUAGACCACUGAGUGGUCAGCCAGCACCAGCCUUUAUGUAAAUAGCAGGACAGUCCAGUAUUACCGGUGAGACAGAGGACUUUCACAUGGUGUGGAGUGCAUGAACACUGGAGUGUAUGAAUGAGGAACAGUGCCUCUUAAAGGGGAUUUUUUUUAAAAUCCCCACAUAAUUGUACCGUUUCUAUCUAAACAAAGUCAUUCAGAGUGUUCUAAUGUGAAAUGGUUCAUUGCAGAGAAACUUACAGAGUCAGGUUUCUACACGGAGGUGGUGAUAGGAACCAGGGGCGUGAUCUUUAUCACACAAAUGUAGAGUUUUUAUAUGUAAUGUUGAUAAUAGUGGUGAAUUCAAAACAAUUCGUUUUCUUAAGGGACUAAUUGUGUGCCCCACAAUGCCCUGCAUGUACCUUUCUGAUUUACAUGUUCUAGGCCAAGGCCUUAUGUCAUUUCAUGUAAUAUCUUGCAAUGCGGUAGCUCCUAGAGGUGGACGUCUGGUUCCUAUCACCACCACUAUGAUCAAUUCUGACUAGGUAAGUUUCUCUAGA
This is a messenger RNA of Colossoma macropomum (tambaqui), 1949 nucleotides long. It is a transcript of the gene cxcr4a, whose product is annotated as chemokine (C-X-C motif) receptor 4a. Gene Ontology annotation, cellular component: membrane. Gene Ontology annotation, molecular function: chemokine receptor activity. The transcript has 2 exons. Gene Ontology annotation, biological process: chemotaxis; immune response; neurogenesis. Bases 52 to 1158 code for a protein of 368 amino acids. The record is from RefSeq and is a predicted model, not a curated record. Lineage: Eukaryota; Metazoa; Chordata; Actinopteri; Characiformes; Serrasalmidae.